Messenger RNA from Salvia hispanica, 877 nucleotides. RefSeq lists its product as uncharacterized. Lineage: Eukaryota; Viridiplantae; Streptophyta; Magnoliopsida; Lamiales; Lamiaceae. The record is from RefSeq and is a predicted model, not a curated record.
GGUGCAGACACAGACAUAUCUUUCCAUAUCUUUUAGGAGAGAGAAUGAAGAAGGGUGUGUGGGAGAAACGAUAUGAGCGGUGUCUCAUCUGCUCCUACUGUAACUCGAGAAUUUGCCGCCGUAAACAGUCCCGCACCCCCCAAAACCCCAAUCGCUGGUUCUACACUUGCCCCCAUGACAAGAAGUUUAACAAGUGGGAAGACGAAGUCAAGCCCCAUGAAUGGAUCCUCGUGCCUUACUGCGGCGGCUGCGGCGCCGGACUUUGCCGGGUCAAGAGGGUUAUUUCCGGAUCCUCUCCGGCUGGUCGGAUCAUGUUCCUCUGCAGAAUCAAGGAGGGAGAAGGUUCUUGUGGAUAUAGAGUUUGGCAAGACGAGCUAGCAGCGAUGGAAGCUCGUGAGGUGGAGGAAAAGAAGAAGAGGGAAGCUGAGGCAGUUGAAGCCAUGAUCAACAACCAGAAUCAACUUAAUGUUUUGCGAGAGCAUAUCUCUUCUACCAAGGACCGGCUCUUCCAAAUCGAAGCCGAGGUGUCUUGUUGUGAGGUUGAGAUGAGACUUUUGAAGCUUCAGCUAGAGAAAUUGUCUAAAAAUAAGGAGGUGUUGGAGGGCAAACAUUUGAUGACAUCUAAGGAACUGGAACAGUCUCAGAAACUACUCGAGGAGAAGGAAGCAGAACAAAGUGCUGCAUUUGACAGAGCAAGAGCGUCGCUUUUAGGAUAGAAUUGUACCUGCGUUUAUCUAGUUCGUUUUCUUGUAUUGUAGUAUAUCCAACAUUCAACAAUUAUUAGGACGUCUAAACCCUAAACCCUAAACCCUCUCUUUGUAAUAUACUCCCCAGUUCGCUUUCUUGUAAUAUAGUACUAGUAUCUAACAUUUGAUCA